AUGAAGGGCGCGAGCCUCAGAACACCUUUUUUCUGGCUGCCUGUAGCCUUUCUUCUUGCAUUGCGGUGUGGAGUUGCCGCUGAGGAGAAUCCAUCAUUGCCUUCAGGGGCGGAGCACCAACCCGCGCAGCAGCCAGUCCCUCCUGCACCCACAUCAGCGGACAACAACGAAGGAACCGCCGCUGAAACUUCUGCUUCUCCUGUUGAUCCUGCUGGUGCUCCUACAGCCUCGUCACCCGACGCGCAGCAGCUGCAGCAGGAACAGCAGCAGAAGGCCUCGAACGCACCCGACUGGGACGCUGGCAACUUCCCCCCCAGCCCAUUAGAGAAAGCUCUCUACCAUCUUGGCGAAGCGGCAGGAGGAGACAACACCACCGCUCCGCUUCAAUACGAAGGCGCAACAACAGGAGCGUCAUCGCAAGCAGCUGCAGCAAAUGAUCUUCAAGGGGCAGCGGACGGGGAAGCAGCAGCAAAAGAAGCAGAUGCUACAGCAGGAACAGCAGCUCAACAGGGAUCUUCAGGCAUACACAACGGUAACCGUCUAAGAGGGCAAGCAGAGGGAGGAGCAGCAUGGGCGGGGCACUCAGGACGGAAUCCAGCAGCAGAUGGGGAAGAAGCAGCACGGAAAGCUGACGAAGCAAAGAAAGGGUCAGCAGAGCGUCACGCAAAAGAAGGAAGAGGUGGUGCGCGAGCAAGCAAGACGUCAGGUGGUUCAGGAUCAGGAGCAUCAUCAUCAGGCCUCUCCGGCGGUUCAAUAGAUAUCUCUGAUUACCUAUCCCCCUGUCACCUCCAAUCUUUCCCUUCUCCUCCUUCAUUUGGGCCUCGUUUUGUGGUUUUAGUAUCUCAGUUAACUGGGGGGAAGAUGCGCGUGCUGCGUGAGGGCUCAGUUUCAAUGCAGUGUACCCCGUCUGACCGUAUGCUCACUAUCUUUUAUGAUUUUAACCCCAAAUGCAUCGUCAAGAGGUAUAUCAAAGCUAUGCAGGGCUUCUUCGCAGGCCCUGUGCAACCUAAAACUAGGACAGAGCCUCUUCCUAAUGGCUGCAGCUGCCAUCACAGAGCAGGAGAUGAAGCCCCGCCUGUCUUUGCUGUUCGCGAACCAAGAAAGGGAGACAUUGAUGCAAUAGUUCUCCGCUGUGCAAACCAGCAAGAAAGAGUGUACCCGCUCAUCGACUCAACGCAGCAGCAGGAGCAGCAGGAGCAGCAGGAGCAGCAGGAGCAGCAGGAGCAGCAGGAGCAGCAGGAGCAGCACUACGGGCCCUUCUGUCCCCUACCUGACCCUCUGGCUGCCUUAGGUGUGGUUCAGGGCCCCAGCGGAGUUCCAACAAAGGUUGGUUUCUGUUUAUUUCGUGUCUUAGGGCUUUCUUUUACGUCUGUUUCUGCGGGUUUGUCUAGCUUGAGUGUGAGGGGGAGAUUUGGUAAGGAGGGGGAGGAAGAAGAAGAAAGCUCUGUGCCAGUUGAUCUACCAGAUGACUGCAGCAGCAGCAGCAGCAGCAGCAGCAGCAGCAGCAGCAGCAGCAGCAGCAGCAGUAACGGCUGCAGCAACGACAGCAGCAGCAAAAACAGCAGCAGCUGCAGCAGCAGCAACAGCAGUGGCAGCGGCAAUACCUCUUUUUGUAUGCGCGUUUGUGAGGCAGUAAAAAGGGGCAGAGGCAUGCCCUUCGGGGUCCUGCUGCUUCAAGAAGGUGCUGCAGAAGGUGCUGCAGCAGCAAGUGCUGCAGCACCUUCUGCAGCACCUUCUGCAGCGGCACUUCCAGCAGCAGGGCAUGCAGCAAUAGCUGCAGCAGCACCUGCCGCAGCACCCGCAGCAUCACCUGCAUCAGGAGCGCCUGCCGCAGCAACGCAUGCAGCAAUAGCUGCAGCAGCACCUGCAGCAGGAGCGCCUGCCGCAGCAACACAUGCAGCAAUAGCUGCAGCAGCAGCACAUGCAGCAAUAGGUGCGGCAGCACCUGCGGAUGGGACACCUGCAGCAAUAGCAGCUGCAGCACCUGCAGCAACAGCACUUGCUGCAACAAUAUCGAAAUCAGCACAUGCUGCAAGAGGUACAAUGGCACCUGUAGUAAUGGCUGCAGCAGCACCUGCAGCAGCACUUACAGCAGUAACUGCAGCAGCACUUGCAGCAGCACUCGCAGCAUGGCGUGUGUGGAGUUUGCCGCCUCUUUGCUGCGGCAGCAAGACACUGCAGCAGCAAGAUACUGCAGCAGCAAGACACUGCAGCAGAAAAGGGGAAGCAAACCAACAGAAAGAAAUGAGACAGGCACACGCUUUAGCCUGUCAGCAGCUUUCUACACAACAAGCGGAGACCUUCUCUAAUUGA
Molecule: messenger RNA, 2313 nt
Organism: Eimeria acervulina
Lineage: Eukaryota; Apicomplexa; Conoidasida; Eucoccidiorida; Eimeriidae
Exons: 4
Coding region: 1-2313 (770 amino acids)
Biological process (GO): regulation of transcription by RNA polymerase II
Cellular component (GO): SAGA complex
Molecular function (GO): transcription coregulator activity
Source: RefSeq, a predicted model, not a curated record